This is a messenger RNA of Miniopterus natalensis, 4044 nucleotides long. It is a transcript of the gene GANAB, whose product is annotated as glucosidase II alpha subunit. The record is from RefSeq and is a predicted model, not a curated record. Gene Ontology annotation, biological process: carbohydrate metabolic process; N-glycan processing. Gene Ontology annotation, molecular function: glucan 1,3-alpha-glucosidase activity; carbohydrate binding. Gene Ontology annotation, cellular component: glucosidase II complex. Lineage: Eukaryota; Metazoa; Chordata; Mammalia; Chiroptera; Miniopteridae.
GCCUCCUUCCUGCAGUGCGCAGGGCCAUCGGGGCGGGGGACGAGACGUGGCCGGGCCUCAGGGAACGCAGCCUGCAGCUGGCAGUCUGGCCUGCUCUACCCUUCUUGCUUUCCCCCCACCAGAGCCCCAGACCCUGCCCUGCCCUUGUCUUCACGUGGACACCAGCCCUGGCUUGUUCGGUGUUCACGCUCGCUGGGCACCGCUGGGGCAGGAUCCAGUCUUGGACAGGUUUGGUACUGGCUUGUUUAGGGGUCUGCCUGGGAAUCACCCGUGCCGUGGAUAGAAGCAACUUUAAGACCUGUGCAGAGAGUUCCUUUUGCAAGCGUCAGCGAAACAUACAGCCAGGCCUCUCUCCAUACCGAGCCUUGUUGGAUUCUCUGCAGUUUGGUCCUGAUGGCCUCACAGUCCAUCUGAUCAACGAGGUCACCAAGGUGCUGCUGGUGUUGGAGCUCCAAGGGCUUCAAAAGAACAUGACUCGGAUCAGAAUUGAUGAACUGGAGCCCCGGCGACCCCGAUAUCGUGUGCCAGAUGUGUUGGUGGCUGAUCCCCCCACAGCUCGGCUUUCUGUCUCUGGCCGUGACGACAACAGUGUGGAGCUAACUGUGGCUGAGGGACCUUAUAAAAUCAUCCUGACAGCACGGCCAUUCCGCCUUGACCUGCUAGAGGACCGCAGCCUUCUGCUCAGUGUCAAUGCCCGAGGACUCUUAGGUUUUGAGCACCAGAGGGCCCCCAGGGUCUCUUUCUCGGAUAAAGUUAGUGUCACGCUCGGUAGCAUUUGGGAUAAGAUCAAGAACAUUUUCUCUAGGCAAGGAUCAAAAGACCCAGCUGAGGGCGAUGGGGCCCAGCCCGAGGAAACACCUGGGGAUGGUGACAAGCUAGAAGAGACCCAGGGGAAGACAGAGAAAGAUGAGCCUGGAGCCUGGGAGGAGACAUUCAAAACUCACUCUGACAGCAAGCCGUAUGGCCCCAUGUCUGUGGGCUUGGACUUCUCUCUGCCAGGCAUGGAGCAUGUGUAUGGGAUCCCUGAGCAUGCAGACAGCCUGAGGCUGAAGGUCACUGAGGGUGGGGAGCCGUAUCGCCUCUACAAUUUGGAUGUGUUCCAGUACGAGCUCUACAACCCCAUGGCCCUGUAUGGGUCUGUGCCUGUACUUCUGGCACACAGUCCUCACCGGGACCUGGGCAUCUUCUGGCUCAACGCCGCAGAGACUUGGGUAGACAUAUCUUCCAACACUGCUGGGAAGACCCUGUUUGGGAAGAUGCUGGACUACCUGCAGGGCUCUGGGGAAACCCCGCAGACAGAUGUGCGCUGGAUGUCAGAAAGCGGCAUCAUUGAUGUCUUCCUGCUGCUUGGGCCCUCUGUCUCAGCUAUCUUCCAGCAGUACGCCAGUCUCACAGGGACCCAGGCAUUGCCCCCGCUCUUCUCCCUCGGCUACCAUCAGAGCCGCUGGAACUACCGGGACGAGGCCGAUGUGCUGGAAGUCAAUCAGGGCUUUGAUGAUCACAACCUGCCUUGCGAUGUCAUCUGGCUAGACAUUGAGCAUGCUGAUGGCAAGCGGUACUUCACCUGGGACCCCAGCCGUUUCCCCCAGCCCCUCACCAUGCUUGAGCACUUGGCCUCCAAGAGGAGGAAGCUUGUCGCCAUUGUGGAUCCCCACAUCAAGGUAGACUCUGGCUACCGUGUACAUGAAGAGUUGCAGAGCCAGGGCCUAUAUGUUAAAACUCGGGAUGGCUCUGACUACGAGGGCUGGUGCUGGCCAGGUGCAGCUGGUUACCCCGACUUCACCAAUCCCAGGAUGAGGGCCUGGUGGGCUAACAUGUUCAACUUUGACGAUUAUAAGGGCUCAGCUCCCAACCUCUAUGUCUGGAAUGACAUGAAUGAACCAUCUGUGUUCAAUGGUCCUGAGGUCACCAUGCUCAAGGAUGCCCAGCAUUAUGGGGGCUGGGAGCACCGAGAUGUGCAUAACAUCUAUGGCUUCUAUGUGCACAUGGCAACUGCUGAUGGACUGGUGCUGCGCUCGGGGGGUGUCGAACGCCCCUUUGUCCUGAGCAGGGCUUUCUUUGCUGGCUCCCAGCGCUUUGGAGCCGUGUGGACAGGGGACAACACUGCUGAUUGGGACCACUUGAAGAUCUCUAUCCCUAUGUGUCUCAGCUUGGGGCUGGUGGGACUUUCCUUCUGUGGGGCUGAUGUGGGUGGCUUUUUUAAGAAUCCAGAGCCAGAGCUGCUUGUGCGCUGGUACCAGAUGGGUGCCUACCAGCCAUUCUUCCGGGCACAUGCCCACUUGGACACUGGGCGGCGAGAGCCAUGGCUGUUACCAUCCCAGUACCACGACAUGAUCCGAGAUGCCCUGGGCCAGCGGUAUUCCUUGUUGCCUUUCUGGUACACCCUCUUCUAUCAGGCCCAUCGUGAAGGGAUUCCUGUCAUGAGGCCCCUAUGGGUACAUUAUCCUCAGGAUGUAACAACCUUCAGUAUAGAUGAUCAGUUCCUGCUUGGAGAUGCAUUGCUGGUUCACCCUGUAUCAGAUGCUGGGGCUCAUGGUGUACAGGUCUAUUUGCCUGGCCAAGGGGAGGUGUGGUAUGACAUUCAGAGCUACCAGAAACAUCAUGGUCCCCAGACCCUGUACCUGCCUGUAACUCUAAGUAGUAUCCCUGUGUUCCAGCGUGGAGGGACAAUUAUACCUCGAUGGAUGAGAGUGCGGCGUUCUUCAGACUGUAUGAAGGAUGACCCCAUCACUCUUUUUGUUGCACUCAGCCCCCAGGGUACAGCCCAAGGAGAGCUCUUUCUAGAUGAUGGGCACACAUUCAACUAUCAGACUCGCAAUGAGUUCCUGCUGCGUCGAUUCUCAUUCUCUGGCAACGCCCUCGUCUCUAGCUCAGCAGACCCCAAAGGCCACUUUGAGACACCAGUUUGGAUUGAGCGAGUGGUGAUCAUGGGGGCUGGAAAGCCAGCAUCCGUGGUACUCCAGAAGAAAGGAUCUCCUGAAAGCCGCCUGUCCUUCCAGCAUGACCCUGAGACCUCUGUGCUGAUCCUGCGCAAGCCUGGCGUCAACGUAGCAUCUGACUGGAGUAUUCACCUGCGAUAACCCAAGGGAUGUUGGGGGUUGUGAGGGGUGCUAUUGUGAUGAGAGUUACUGUUCCUUCUGCCUUGGAGUUUGACCCUCCCUAGACUUCACUGUUUUUAUCCCAAGACCCAGAUUCUGCCAGCAUCUGGGCAGGGUGAGAGGGCUGUCUCUGGGCUCUGAAUUCCUCUUGUGAUCUGUCCUCUUCCAUCCACUGACACCAAGCCUCCCAUCAUCCCCCAACACUUGCUCUACCUGGAGCAUAUUCACCUGUGAAAACUUGGGGACCACAGGGCCCUCGCUCUCCCUUACUUUCCCUUUCUUUUGGGGGUCCUGAAUUCUUCAGACCCUAUCCACUCAUGCCUCUUGUGUGUUGAUGCCAUUUCUUGGAAGAAGUUGAGGGCAGUGAGUUUUAGGGUUCCUUUUCUCUUAUCCCUUCCUUCCCUACCAGACUGACUUCCCUCUUUUUAUUUCUUCCUCCUGGCUCUUCUUUGUCUGCCCUCCCCUCUUUAUGUCCCACUGAUACACUGGGACCACCCCUUACCUGAUAAGGGAUGAAUGGGUCAAAGGAAUGAGAUUGCUGGAGAACUUUCUCUUCCCUCUGGUUCCAGCCUUUCCGCUCCCCCGUUCCCUCUAGAGCUGCUGCAGCUCUGACUGGGGCAGUCUACCUCCCCUGUCCCUUAAAGGAAAGAAGUUUCCACUUCUUAAGUGGGGGUGGGCAUUAAACUUAUUUUGUCCCCUUUUUGUCCCCUUGAGGGGCAUUCAAGAUGGAGAAAUCAGUUCUGGUUUCAUUGAAUCACAGCCACCUGUAUUUAUUGCUGGGAGAAGGCUGAGGGUGGGGAAAGAUGAUCAUGUGUGCCCCAGGGGAUGGGGGGAGGGCUAACUGGGGAUGAGGGGACAUAUUUGUGACAAUUUUUUUUACUUCCUCUUGGCCCCCAGCUGUGACAGGUUUUGAUAAAAGGAGAAACAAUAAAGAGAAACAAUAACU